AUGGCUACUAUAAAUUCCACAAUCUUCCAUGCCUACGCCUACGGCACAGCAUUCUGGUACGGCCUCCGCGGCCUCUGCCGGAUCUACGACCCCAUCAUGGUCGUCGGCUGGUUCCGCCCACCCUCGCAGGCCAACCUCGCACCCAACGACCUCGAGCUCUACAACGUGCGCAACGACGGCUGGUGUCUGAUUACGCUUGCCUUGAUCCUCGUUUCCUUCACGAAUGCUGUGCCAGCGGCUGGGACUUCGAAGUCUAGCGGCGCCUUGCCGUAUGCGAAAGCUGUGGUCGCUGCGACGGUGUUCCAUCAUAUCACGACGGGCAUUGGCGCGUACCAGCAUUAUAAGUUGGAUAGCCAUUAUAAUAUGAGUAUGGCGAUUGGGGUGUGGGCGAAUGUUUGGUUGACUUUGACGGGUGGGAUCACGUUGGGGAGCUUGCUGAGUAGUGCGGGAGAAAAGAGUGUUGACGAGGUGACCAAGAAGGUUAGAUAG
Molecule: messenger RNA, 489 nt
Organism: Parastagonospora nodorum SN15
Lineage: Eukaryota; Fungi; Ascomycota; Dothideomycetes; Pleosporales; Phaeosphaeriaceae
Exons: 2
Coding region: 1-489 (162 amino acids)
Source: RefSeq, a predicted model, not a curated record